GAUUACGAGUCUCGCAUCUAUGAUUCAGUAUUGAUUAUCACGAUUGACAACACACACUCUCAUAAUUAUUUAAUAACUCUCACUUGCAACAUACUUUAAUCUACUAUAAUGCUAAUAUCAAGAAAUUAUCACAUUACAUCGUUACAAACAUUGAUCUUCUCGAUUGUGCUCAUAAAGUUGGUGGCAUCCUCAAGGAUCACUGUGAUAGCAGAUGCAAAUAAUCCAGAUUUUGAGAGCGAUGCGCGGAAAACACCAGCUACCAGUGCCCCAAGUUUCAUUCAACUUGUGAUCAUGCGCUUAAUUUAUGGCAUUGCAUCAACGAUCGGCGUCGAGGAUCGUUUAGAAGAUACAUUCAAUGGAGCAUUUAUUCCUCCCAACGCUGACGAUGGUCUUCUUGGAUUUGGCGGUGGUGGUGGCGACAGUGAAGGAGAUGGCUUUCUAGGCGGCAUCUUUGAAGGAGACGAUUAUCUUUAAGACGCCAUUGAUGGAUCUGUUGAUGUGAAUCGAUUGUUAAUUUAUUUUAAAUUUAAAUCAACUUUAAUGUAUACUGUUAAAAAAUGGUAAAUGAAAGAGAUUACUAUCUUUAAAAAUGCCAUAGAUUAUUAAUUUAUUUUAAAACUAAAUAAACUUUUAUUGUCUAUUUAAAAUAUGAUGAAAUAGGGGCGGAAGCUUUGAAGACAUAAAGACAUAAUCUUUGAUGCCUUCGAUCUAGUGAUGGUAACACGA
Molecule: messenger RNA, 726 nt
Organism: Drosophila albomicans
Lineage: Eukaryota; Metazoa; Arthropoda; Insecta; Diptera; Drosophilidae
Exons: 1
Coding region: 109-474 (121 amino acids)
Source: RefSeq, a predicted model, not a curated record